GUGGCAUCAUCCCAGUGUAGAGAGGUCUACCCCGAUCUUCACUCUCUCACUCCCCCUCCCUUCCUCUUUCUGUAUCUCUCACUGAUCCCACCACAGUGUAGUAAAGCGGAUAGGCAGCUAAACAAACAGCGGAAUCUUUUCAGAGAAGACGGCGACAGAGCUCAGAGCUCAUCGGUUCCCAGCUUCUGUUCCCUGCGACAAGUGGAUUUCAACCAAGGUUUAAAUACUGCAGCAUCAGGAGCGCUUACACUUGACGUCUGCAGACCUGGUACGGCGAUCACACCUGAUUCGCUGCACAAGACGCCAAGGGGGGAAAGCAGGGUCCCUGAUUCCUCUGCUGAACAGCCUAAGCUUGCAACACGUCUUCGACUGUAAAUCUAUUCGAACAAAAGGGGGACAUCUCCUAUGAACUAGGAACAGAGGCGUCCCGAGAUUGAGUGGGAAAGACGCAUCGAGGAUCAGGGAAGGACCUGCAAAAGGGAGCCUCAGACAGCAAGGCAGCUGCAUGUCCUAACCCUGUCAUACCCCUCCACGGCUAACAAGACGAGCCAAUACGACCACGCAGAUUCAACAGAAAGGACUCCAGCAGUUGUCCUUCAAUUCAAGGUCAGCGUGUAAAAUGCAUCAGGCACUAACUCAGCUAUACUGGAUAUGAGCAAAUAUGGGGACUCUGCAAGAAACCAUGAAAAGUCAACAGCUUUGACAGCCCAAAAGGAAAUCCAUUUUUUGCAUAUGCGAAAGAUCUGUACUCUCAAUAGCGGACUUGCAUAAGAAUCCAGCCUUAUUUCCCUUUAUUUUAAAACAACUCCUCUUCACUACCAUCAUGAAGAGUGUAUUGACUGCCCUCACUCCUUCCUGUACCACCCUCCUCUUCCUUCCCUUUUUCAUGCUCUUAUGCCCGCCAGCAUUGGUCAGAGGUGACUGCUGGCUCAUUGAGGGGGAUAAAGGCUAUGUGUGGUUGGCCAUCUGCAGCCAGAACCAGCCCCCAUAUGAGACAAUUCCACAGCACAUCAACAACACAGUGCAUGAUUUGCGACUUAAUGAGAACAAGAUCAAAGCAAUUUUUUUCACCUCCUUGAGUCGCUUCACCAAUCUGACUGACCUCAACCUCACCAAGAAUGAGAUCUCAUACAUUGAAGAUGGUGCUUUUGCAAGCCAAGCAAAUCUACAGGUGUUGCAACUUGGAUAUAACAAGUUAACCAACCUGACUGAAGGCAUGUUGCGCGGUCUGGGACGUAUGCAGUGUCUUUUCCUGCAGCAUAAUCUCAUAGAAGUCAUCGCAACCAAUGCAUUCUGGGAGUGUCCCAGCCUCAGCAACCUGGACCUGUCAUCAAACAAGCUUGCCCGGCUAGAUCCAUCCACUUUCACUGUGUUGGGCAGGCUCAUGGGAUGUGAGCUUGCAGGAAACCCUUUCCACUGCGGCUGUGAGCUCUACAGUUUUCUCACAUGGUUAGAGGCCUUCAACAAUGUCACACACACCUAUGAUCGACUUCAGUGUGAGACCCCAAGGGAGCUCUUUGGUUAUCCAUUGCUGAGUCCUGUGGCUGGACAUGGACGGAGUGCUCGCUAUAUCCUUUCCUCUGUGUGCCGGGAUGGGGUGCUGAUUCCAGGGAUGACAUCUCUGCCACCUGAUCCUGAUUCUUCUGGCAUUGGUCCUGACAUGUUUGACCACAUCGGACCAUACUAUCAGCCCACAACAUCCUCCUCAUCUGACAAUGCAUUUAGUCCCAGCAUCAGACUGCAACAUGUUUCUCUCUCCUCUGCAUCUCUUCUGAUCCAGAUUCCAAAGCCAUACAGCAAGAUGUACAUCUUGGUGCAGUAUAAUCAGAGCUUUGUGUCAGAUGUGAUGACCUUGAAGAAUAAAAAGGAAAUGGUCACUCUUAAUAAGCUCAAACCAAACACCAACUACACCUUCUGCGUGGCAUCUAUACGCAACUCACAGCGCUACAACCACACUUGUUUAUACUUCUCUACCAGAGCUCCAAAUCCCGAUGACUUGAUGCCUCCACCCUCCACGACCACCCACUACAUCAUGACCAUUGUUGGCUGCCUCUUUGGAAUGCUGAUUGUUCUCGGGUUUGUCUACUACUGCUUGCGAAGACGACGCCGCCAGGAAGAGAAAGAGAAAUCUAUAUGUGUAAAGAAGACCAUUCUGGAAAUGCGAUACGGACCAGAGGUGGCAGCGGCAGUUGCAAAUGACCCCACGGCCGUCCAGAAACUUCAUGAGCAAAGCCACCAUCAGCAUCACCAUGGUAAACUACCCAUGUCCUCCUCCUCCAGCUCUGCCAUGCUUGGCCAUGGUUCUGCCAACACAAGUUCCUCACGUCUGUCCUCCAUCCCUCAAGUAGAGAAGAUGGCAACUGCCUUCUCAGAGGCUAUGGCCACUAAGGGCAACUAUAUGGAUAUUAGAACCUCUGUAGGAGGAGAUGAAAGGGGGAGAGAUGGAGCUGUGGUACACGGUAUUCUUGAGGAAGACCUCAGGGGGGAUGAUGGAAGUGACCUGGGUGAUGAUUCAGAUGAUGAUGGCCGUGGAUCAGCAUCUGAGAUUUCAACAAUUGCAAUGGAGGUUGACAAGGUAAACCAGAUAAUUAACAACUGUAUUGAUGCCCUUAAGCUGGACUCAGUAGGAACCUCUACUGUUUCCACAACAGCAAGUGGUCCCACCUCACCCCCACCUACCUCUACCUCCUCCCUGACCAGAGGACUAAUUCCCAUAUCUACCAGUGUCAGUGAUACUUGUCAAAUCUUGCCUUCCCCAAAAAUUCCUCCUCCACCCCCUCUUCCCUUCACCACUCCUCUGUCCGAGAGACCUGGGAUCACAGGAGGUGGCUUUGUGUCACCGCCAUACCGUCCACCUCCCCCUGCUUCUGCAGUGAGGCCUAUUCAAAGACAGAUGAGUGCAGAUGCAGCUGUUAUCGUCUCUUCUUCCAAGAGGCACUGUCGCCCUUCCAGUGGGAAAGGUCGCGUUUACAGCCUGGAUGUUCCAGAACCCCACAGCCCAGAUCCCUGCCAGUAUCCAGACAAGGGCAGCCCACUGGGCUGUGGUGAGCCCCUGGAGAGGCUUCCUUUAGUAGGUAGUGGUGGAGGUGGUGGCUGUAGCAUUGAUGGUGGUACUGUAGAUGGGAUGGCCCUUCAGCAGCACCUGGAGGUGCACCCAGACUACCACUGUGCAGAACAUCGCCACUCAGUCCCUGCCCUUUACUAUGAGGGCUCCCAUGACUCCCCAGCCCAAAGGGUCUCUUUUCUCAAGCCUCUGUCACGCACUAAGAGAGACGCUGCUUCCUACUCUCAGCUCUCUCCCCGCCACCACAAUUAUUCUGGCUACUCCUCGAGUCCAGAGUACUCCUCCGAGAGCACCUUGCGCAUCUGGGAGCGCUUCCGUCCCCACAGAAAGGGUCCGCGCGAGGAGUCCUGUUAUGUAACAGCCGGAAACGCCUUGCGCAAAAAGGUCCAGUUUGCCAAGGGUGAGGACUUGCAUGACAUCCUUGACUACUGGAAGGGUGUGUCGGCACAGCAAAAGCUGUAAUCUAUGCGACUGCGUGGAAACACAGCGCAGGUCUCCUUCACUGCCUGAUAAACUGGAAGAGCGACUAUAGUGAGACGUUGGGUUAAGGCUGCAGUGUGCAAAACAGAGCCAAGUUUGUCAUGGUUUGAGGACAGGUUGUUUUAAUCUGUUUUUGUACAGUGAGCCAGCAAGAGAGUAAAAGAGCCUGAGAAUAAACUAUAUACAUAGGAUAACAUUCAGAGAUUAAUGUUUGUAAUUUGACACACUGACCAUUGUCGUGCUCAGUGAAAAAGGUCAAAUGGGCUUAUCAUUGGUCAAUAAUAAUUGUAAUUUACUCAGCAUUCAUCUGUGUAUUUAUCGUUCAUAUCAAUGGUGAGACCUUUAUAACCUGAGUCCUCAUUCUGGCUAAGACAGAAUCUCUGUUUAUACUCCUACUCGAAUCACAGGCCAUCGCAUUCAUUUGUUAGGCGGGAAUGUGUAUGAGUGUGUGUUUUUGGAGGAUAAAAUGAUGUGCUGAUUUUCUACUAAUCUGUCAAAAGCAGUUUCCCCCUUCCAUAUUGCAUAGACUAUGCACAGAGCAACCAAAUUUACAUUUCAAUAGCACUCCUCAUGUGAAAAAUAAAGGAAUGGAGGGAAGGAAAAGAUAAAAAAUGAAACAGAAGAAUAUCCCUGGGGAGCUUUGGAAUAGUCAGCCGUGUUUGGCAGCUGCUUGCUGUGCUGAGCAGGAUGACAUAAAUAGUGCAAGGGGUGCUAGAGAAAAUACUGUAGAUUUACUAGGGUCUGAAAAUGCGUAGAUCUGUGUUGGAGAUUAAAUAGACAUAGCUCUGUGCAUCUCUCAUCACUGAUGCAUUAUUAAUAGCAUUUCCUUAUCCGAGGUUACCUUGUCACCUGUAUCACAGCAUGAGCACAAAGUGGCUGUUGGCAGCAGAGGUUUAUGUAUUCUGUUCCUCUGCCCUAAGGUCAAUUUGUUUAGUUCAUUAAUUGGCUUUUGGAAGCCUGUUGCUGACAGCUGAGACAUUCAACAGGCAAAGUGACCUAGACCCUUUUAAACCGAUGCUUUAUAUGACGUGCUUAUCUGAGCUUUUGUUUGUUUGUUUAUUUAAAAAGUGGGGGUAUAAUUAUUUAUGAUGCUGACAUUGAAAAUACGACAAAAUAGCAAGGAGCAAGAAUUAAUUAAGUUAUAUAAAAAAUACAAAUAAUUUAUUUUUUAUGAAUAGAUAUUUUAUGCUCUUGUUAUCACUUACCGACCUUGGGUUUUAAGCUCUUCCCACUUAAUCUCAAAUAUAGAUCUCAUAGGACUUUUCAUCUUGUAAUACAUUAUUAAUGGUGUGAUUCAUUGUAAAAAUGACAAAUAUUAUUAACUCCCAACACCUCUGUCAGCCAUUAUUUUAUUAAUGUCCAGUUAGAUUAGACUAACUAAUUAGCAAUUAACCAAGGCUAUAUCCUUUAGUGUGCAAGGGUAAGCAGCCAAGACCUCCAAUUUGAUUAAAAGAGAUCACUCUUUCUUCUUUUCUCAGCAACCACAUUCAGUCUACAGUUUCAUGGACCAGUAAACCAAAAAAUUAGAUUAGUGGCACUGUGGGAAAAUAUACAUCCGUUUACAAUGCACUCUCAUACUGUAAGUAUGAAGUGACAGGUGAGACAUCCAACGGGCACAUGAAAUUAAAUGAAUGCUGUUUACUCUGUGACGUAUCAUUAUACCCAAACCCCCCUCUAAAUACAUGGCUUAAAGGGACAGUUUCUCCUAAAGUAUUAAAAUUCUGUACUCAGUCUUGUGCUGUUCCAAGACUGUAGGAACACAAGAGGUGACAUUUUGUUUUCCAUACAUAUACAAUGAAUGUGGACUGAGCUUUCAAACUUCAAAAAGUCUGUUUCUCAAUACUACUGUGUGUCCUCAGAAGACUGUAGAAGAAUGUAGCAUAUGAGCCACAUAAACCACUUUCAUGAUACUUUUAUGCUUUCGCAUCCUUUUUGGAGUUUAAAAGCUGUGCCAUGAUUCAUUAUAAUUGCAUGAAAACGAGCAUGGGAAACUUUUUAGACUUCACAAUUCAUAUGGGUUUUCUGAGAACUUAUUAACAUCACAUUGUCACAGACCCUUAACUUCACCACUGGUGAAACAUCUCUGAGAUGCCCCAUUUGAAAAUCAUUAUAUAAAUUAGAUUGCAAACCGUUUGUAUGGGGUUUAGCAUUAACCAGAAAACCUCUUAAUUUUACCCCCUUUUUUAGCAUCAGGUGUUUAUGUGCCUUCAUUAAAAAGGUCCAUUAUUUGUUGUAGUACCACAUAAAGAGCUGUUCUUAAUUUUUAUGCCGUGUGGUUCAUUUUCUGUAAAUCCCUUUAUUUAAUAAGGGGUUCAUUGUAAAUAUGUUGUUUAUAUACCAUCUUUCUUGCCAUUUCUCUCAAUUAAGGUUUUUCAUUGUAAAUAUGUGAUAGAUAUCUGCCUACCUGCCAACAUUUGACAUACACUCAGGCACAAUAUCUCUUUGAUUCUCUCUUUUUUGGGGGGGCUUUAAAAAAUCAGUCCAAGAUGUACAACGGCAGGUUGCUUGUAGGAUGCUGAAUGGUUUACACAAGGAGGAACAGCAGCAGCUAUAACAUAUGCGGAUUAUUAGGGCACUAUUUGUGUACUAAAAGAAGACGUUACAAAGAAAUAAAUUGGACCAUAACUGGAGAAACUGUUCUCAGACAACGGAAAUGAACCUAUGAAGGACUGCUACCGGAGGCUUACUGUGACAUUUUCCUUACUUUACGAACUUGAUUUUAAAACCACUUGGACUGGUCUGAAGGAACUAACCAUGAACGCUCAAUCAUAAAUGACUGUUCGUUUUUAUAACAGUAAAAUCUGAUGCCCAGCUUUAUGUUUUUAGAUCUGGUUUUUAUUGUGCCUCCCCUCAUUGACAAAGAAAAAAAGAAAGCAAAAAAAAAAAAACCUUUGCACACCUGUACAAAUGCUUUUCAGCCAUUUUUGCUACGAAUUCAAAGUUGAAUAGCAAAAGAGGGAAGUAAUAAUACUAUGGGCAUGGCAUCUGUAAGAUUUUUUGUUAUGUAUUAUUUGUUCAAGAAAAUGUGUACUUACUGCUUCUUCUUAUCAUACUUUGCUGGGGAGUAAGACUAUGGUGUUCUCUUUUCUCUUUGCACAAGGCCAAUCUCCUUGAAUAUUCCCUUAGUGUUUUCCCUUUCAUUCAGGACAAACAGGCUAUUCAGUUAUUUCAAGGUAUUUUUUUUAUAUCAGACCUUUAUUCAUAUGCUAUUUCAUGAUUUAAUUCUUUCUUUAUUUCUUUUUCUUGGCCUUUAACUUUUGACUUGACAAGUCAUGCAUAUUUGCCCAGUUCAGCCAAACAACAUGUUUGUUUACUACCCUACUACAGAGCUAACAGCCAUUUUAUGGCAAUGCCAUUUUCUUUACGCUGAACUGAUCACAGCGGAUAGUUGGGGGUCAGAGCUUCACCUCUUGGCAUACUGCUUUUUUUGCGUCUGCCUCUUCUUCUCAAUCCUGUGUUAAAGUAUCAUUAUAUUCCAGCUCUAUGCUAGUUUCACUGUCAACAGUUUGAUUUGUUAAAAAUGCAGAAGUUCCUGAAGAAUCUAUUUUGGCCAGGGGUGUCAAGUCGAUUGUUGAUACCAGCUCUGCUUGAACUAAAUGGUGAUCUGUAGUGGACUGUAUGCAGUUGACAUAGGAUAUCUGUUGUUUGGUUAUAGAGCCAAAUUUUUAAUAGCCUCAUUAUACUAAUAGGUUCUUUACAAAGGCCCUCUCACUAUAGUUGUGGUAAGGAAGUUGGUUGUACUAAGUGUAGAAAAUACUUUGACAUUAAUCAUUGUCAGCUUUCAGCAAUAUUACACAGAGCGUAAAGUGGAUUACUCUUCUACAGCAGUUUUUACUUUUCUAAGCUCUUUAGCCUCCUCUUAGUGUUAGAUACUAUGGAAGGAGAUUGGCUUGAAGAGAGCAAAAGAGAUAUGGUUUAAUGCUUUGAAACAAGAUUUUCAUUCCAGCCUCCAUUCUUUUUAAUGGCCUUGGAAUCACAGGAAAGUGGCAAAAGUGAAACUUCUGUAGGCGACUAACUAGUUCCGUUAUAUCAUCGAUCCCUAUUAUGCAUUACUUCUAUGAAACUAUGGUUGCUUUGAGUCCAAAUUUGUAAUGCGUUUCUCAAUUUGUAAUGAACACAUUUAAAAUUAUUACUUCUACACACAAGAGCAAAGUCCUUAAUAAUUACUCAGGACCAAACGUUGUUUUGUCAAGCUUAUUAUUGCCCCUUUAAAUCCAGUGCAAACGACUACAUGCAGUCACCGUGUUUUGAUGUGUCUUUGUAGGUCCUCCUCGUUGGCUUUGCCUGUCUUUGUUCAUGCUCAAAAGAAGCCUAGAGAAAAUCACUCCGAGGGUCUCUGGAGUCAGGAUAAUUGUGCCUCUUAUAUGAAGCUUUUAAGUCGUUUUCUCCCUCUUUGCGCAGAAGAGCACCACACUGCCACGUUUUCCCUCUGAUAUUUUCCGCUUGUUUGUUCUUUUCUCUCAAAUGUUCUCUGAGUUCUGGUUUGACAGCGGGGUGGAAAACACGGCAGGAUUGCCGGAGACAGACUGCAGGAUGGAUAACUGCAAUUGUUUAGAACUAGAGAAGACAAUAAAAGGGCCCAUUUCUGCGCUUCUCCAACACGCAGCCCAUGGGCUUUGAUAACCUAAUCAAGGCAUAAAUCUUUAUAUUAUACUGUGAUUGAGAGGUAAAAACAUGCAUUGAGUGAAGAAACAAGUGCAGGAGAGAGGGGUUAACUCUGAACGAGAUCAUCAAAGUGAGUCAGAGAAUGUCGGUAUGAUGAUGAAAAACACAUUAAACACUCAGGAUCAGGAGGAGACAGUAAAUCAGGGCUGGAGAUGAUGCAGCAAGUGUGUAGGAGUACUUUGAGAGGAGAGAGAAACAGAGGACUCAAGCUGCUUCAACCUGAUAAUGACUGGAGCCUUGAAUGAAUAAAUAUCUGCAAUGCUAUGAAGGGAAGGGGGCUACCUUAGAUGAUUAGAGUGUGUAAAUUGCUUUUGCGCACCGAUUUAGGUCCAAAUGUUUAUCUGGUUCAUUGGUUCAGAUCAAAGAAAUAGUUCACCCAAAAAUGAAAACAAUCACCCUCUAGGGUUUUGUUUUGUUUUGUUUUAUUCCACAGAAGAAAGCAAGUUAGUCACAUUUCGCAAUGUAAAUAAUGUCCGAAUUGUCAUUUUUGGAUGAACUAUUAACAGCUUUGCUCUUUCCUCUCAGAAUUCAUGGGAAAUGUUUCAAAUACACAUGGGCAUAUCAAAGGAGCUAACUAGAAUUUUCCCAGCAAUUCACGCCAGGAGAUCACACCAGUUAAUCCUCUCCAUCACUCACUUCUCAAUUAAAUUCAGACUCCAUCAGCUUGCUGUCCUUGUAAUCUUUCACUCAUUCCCUCUGUACUCUCACUCUCCGUUUACAGGCCAACAUAUCAAGAUAUCACUGGAGCAUCAGUCCCAGACACUGAGGAUGGGAGUGAUGCUCCAGUAACAUGCUGUAAAGAGGAACAGAGAACAUUUAAUAAAGCCACUAGGACUCAGACUUUAUUUGUUUGUUUUGAUGGCUGGUACAACAGUAUUGUUGGGCUUUAUACCAGUAUACUAUUUUCUUGCAACUGCAAUUAUCCAACAAUAUUGCUUACAGAGAAAUUAAGAAUGGCAUUUAUGUGAAGGGGACCCUUCGUUACAAUAAUGUGACAACAUUUUUAAUAUAAAACAGCUUCUUGUUAACCCCAUUGGGAGUAUUUUUUGUUUGUUUGUUUUAAACACAAGUCCAGCAUGUUUUCAUAUAGAGGGUCUUAUGCACUAAUGAAGAGAAUUCAAAUUUUGUGUCAAAUUUUUUUUGAGGAUUCACAGAGCGUGACUUUGGCAGUUCAUAAAGCGGGUAGAAAUUGCAUAGUAGGAGUUUGAGGGGGUGGUGUUUGGGUCUACCCUGACAUUUAUUUUAUUAUUUUUACAAUCAACUUUGACACUCAAAUAAUGUGUUUUGCUGAACUUGAGGGUAAAAUGUACAGAAGGGUGACCCAAGGGCUUUUUUUGUUUUGUCUUAAUCAUCCACUAUAAUGAUCUUCUCACAUGAUGAUGGCAUGCGGUUAGUGGGUCUGUCUAUGUGCUCUUGAGCAUCUCUGAGCCCUCACCUGUCCCAAAAUACGGCUCAGGAACUUUUAAGACAGUUAUUAGCUUGCAUCUUCUUUUCUUCUCAUUUUCUUUAGUAGCCCUCCUUUCACAAAUAUGAUUUCCUGUUCCCAAAAAGACAGGGGGUAAAUAGUAGACAUAUAGCUAUAUUUGUGAAUUUCAAACUUUGUAAAAAGAUCGAAGUUGUUUUUUUUGUUUUGUUUUGUUUUUUUUGUCACUGAAGUUCUAGUUGUUAUUGUUAUUAUUAUGUUUGGGGGUGGGGAGGGUGGUUUCGGGUGAUAUUAGGGUAAAAUGUAUAGCUUUCGACUGGGUUAAUGCAGUGAUCCACGUUAUCCAGAUCUGAUUCAAUCUGAGGCCAUAGAAAGUGGCAGAAAAUGAAACAAAGUGUUAUGUUUGCAUGAUUUCCUGUAUUUUUCAAAGAGAUGAAUUAUAUUGUUGUGUAUAUUGAGUGGAUAUAUGUUGCAAACAAAGCAAAAAUUAGGCAUUGAAAUACUGUCAGAACUUGCCAUCAUUUUGAGGGAUGAUACAGAGGUUUAUUUAUACCCCAGUGAUGCUGAACUACUUCCAAUGCUGUCACUGAAAUACUUAUUACCGUUUUAAAUCAAGAAAACAAAUGCCCGAAACAAUGCCAUGGGAAAGCUUUGUAUUCUUCCAUAAAAAAAUGGAUUUAUUGGUCAGUGUGGUUUAGUGCCAAAAUAAGGCCUUUAUCGCUUAUGGUUAUUUCUCAUCAAUGAAAAAGAAAAGCGAGAUCCUAGCUGGGUCAAUUCAUCCUUUGCAGAACUCAGUGCCCAGCAGACUCCAGAUCAAUAAAUGAGAGUAUACAGCACAUCCACUACAUUAACCUUGCAGGUGUCCCGCAGUAGCCCCUCGCCUCGGCUAGAGAAAAACAUUCUCCCGUGCACGGCUGCUCAUUGGAUCAAUGAUAAAGUAAACAUCAGCGAAUAAAUGUUUCUGAAAAGCCAGUGGGUGGACUAGUCCACGGAAAGUGAAGGAGAGGUAUUUAGAGAGGGGCUGGUCUGUUCGGGAGGCUUGAGUCUCUGGAGGCUGUAGAGGAUGUCAUUCUCUAUUUGGCCCGACUGAAUGAAGAGGCCUGCAUUGAUUAUUUAAGGCAGAGAGGCCACAACGGCAUGUCUUGAGCCAAACCACAACACCAGGCUAAUCAUGUCUGAACUCUUGCCAAUGGCCCUUCAGUUCAUUCUCCGCUUGGAACACUAUACAUAUAUAAAUAAUAGACUAUAUAUAUAACAUUUAAUUGGCAUGGGAAAAAUAAACAUUUGAUUGAUUUUUUUGAAGUGGGAAGCAAAGUUUUUUUUCCAUGGCAAUGCACAAAACGUCUCCAACUAUUGUACUCAUAAGUAUCUGAACCUUCAGCUAUGGGAUUUGACAGAAUUGUAAAUGAGUUUCAGUGAUUUCAAAGAGCCCUUAUCCACAAUCAGAGAUCAGCUGUAUAUUUCUUUGCCUCUCUUUUUCUAUCUAAGGAAUGGAUCUCAAAAAGGACACAUUUUCUUUGACAUGAAGAGCAAACAAAGCCUCUGAAAUGGUUUACUUACAUUUAUUUUGCUGGUAAUUAUAUCCUACAUCUUCACCACAAAUUCUGUACAAAAGAUCUAUUUCUAUAUUUGCAAUAAAUUUGUAAUAAAAAAAAGCUUCAGAUGCAUUAACUGGUUUAUUUAUUUUCACACACCCUUGAGAAUGCAUUGGUAUUCUGCAACUCUCAUCUUAUCUUUUUUGUUUGACCAUGUAGAGUUAUGAUUGCUAUUGAAAGCUUCUAAGUGACUCUUUUGAUCAUUGCUUGAAUCCCAGAUAAACAAGAGUGAGAAAUGUAAUACAUACAGAACACCUUCAGAGCCUUUUUGGUGCAAAUGUGUGUUUGCUUUGCAGCUUAUUCUGGCCAAAGCUGCCCACUUGAACAAGAGAGGCUAUUUGACCAACAUGCACAAUAUCUAACCAUAGCCAAUUUUAUAUGUGAUGUUCUAAGAGUAACCUUAAUUCAGUGAUUUCAGUGGUUGAUCAUUUAAAUAAUGGCAGAGCAAUCAUCAUUGUGCCAACGGCACUAAAGAAAUUAUUGGAAAAUAUGUGAACUUUGUCCUCACCAUUUGAAUAAAUGCCAGAUUAUAAUGCUCCUUUUCAUCAUAUUAUUAUCAUUUGCUGAAUUUUAAUAUGACUGAAUGCAACUUCGUGUCCCAGAGGACCAAAGAAAUCAUUUGCACCCUGACUUACUAUAAAUGUGUAAAAAUUGAGAGAGCUGUUGUCAUUUUCUAUAUGGUUUGUGAAUUGAUGAGAUCAAACAGCUAAGGAAUUCCGUAUAAGCAUAAAUGUUUUCAUUGUCAGUUAUCAUUGUUUGAGAAAAAUCUCUGUCUGUAGUCUGUUGCACUUGAAGGGAAAACAUUCAUCCC
Molecule: messenger RNA, 12038 nt
Organism: Puntigrus tetrazona (Sumatra barb)
Lineage: Eukaryota; Metazoa; Chordata; Actinopteri; Cypriniformes; Cyprinidae
Product: protein phosphatase 1 regulatory subunit 29
Exons: 5
Coding region: 824-3526 (900 amino acids)
Cellular component (GO): plasma membrane
Molecular function (GO): protein binding
Source: RefSeq, a predicted model, not a curated record